This is a messenger RNA of Hypomesus transpacificus, 2517 nucleotides long. RefSeq names its product SWI/SNF related, matrix associated, actin dependent regulator of chromatin, subfamily d, member 2 (gene smarcd2). Gene Ontology annotation, biological process: regulation of transcription by RNA polymerase II. The record is from RefSeq and is a predicted model, not a curated record. The transcript has 13 exons. The coding region runs from base 441 to 1901 and encodes 486 amino acids. Gene Ontology annotation, cellular component: nucleus; SWI/SNF complex. NCBI's taxonomy places the organism in Eukaryota, Metazoa, Chordata, Actinopteri, Osmeriformes, Osmeridae.
AAAAAGUUGAGUCGCGCUGACUACAUCACACACAUGCACACAUAAUAAUCUAGCUAGAGUUAUUGUUUAUCAACUUCUUAAUAACGAAAUGUAAUAAAUUGCCCAGUCAUAUCCAACGAUUGCAGUGAACAACAUGUAGACCUACUCUAGCUACUUUUCACCACAACCUUUCGCAGUUUACGUAGAACUAAGCAAACUGACUCGGAUUCUUGCUAACGUGUUAGCUAGCGUCAGCUAACGAACCAUCCCGGAAAUUACAUUUGCUAAAAGUUACAAGCUUCACUACAGCAGCAGGAUUAGGUCGUGUAGUGUAUUUAGCUGGCAUCUAUUAGUAAGGAAAAUAACUUGAUCUGCUCACUGGAUAGAUCCAGUUUACUAGGGAGCACAUUUUUUUGCUAACGACAAAACCAACUUGUUGAAUUUGCAACUCAGGUCCUCUCAUGAACCCCAGUGUAAACUCGAUAAUAGCCGGACAUAAAAAUGCUGCGAUAAGGAUGCCAACACUGGUCAACACAGGUUUACGAUCCUUCAAUCCAGUUUCGCAAUACAACCAGCGUCUUGGACUGAUUCCCAAGAUAGCGAUGGGGUCCAUGGGGGGUCAUCAUCCUGGACCCUCUUUUGGUGGGAACAUGCCCUCACGCACCGGAAUGGGGCUCUCACCUAUAGACGCUUCCAGAAAGAGGUUUCUUCACCAGCAGCAACAACUUCACCAGCAAGUGGGACUUGCAGGCCCAAGGCACGGUGGAAAAAGGCGCAAGAUGGCUGACAAGGUGCUUCCACAAAGGAUCAGAGACCUUGUUCCUGAGUCCCAAGCCUACAUGGACCUUCUUGCCUUUGAGAGGAAGCUGGAUCAGACCAUCGCACGCAAGCGCAUAGAGAUUCAGGAAGCCAUCAAGAAGCCUAUCACGCAAAAACGCAAAUUGAGGAUUUACAUAUCCAACACCUGUACUCCUGGCAAGCCAGAAGGUGAAGAAAUUGAUCAAGUUUCAUCCUGGGAACUAAGGAUGGAGGGCAAACUACUAGAGGAUAUUGGAAAUCAAAAACGGAAGUUUUCAUCUUUUUUUAAAAGUCUGGUAAUUGAGCUUGACAAGGAGCUGUAUGGGCCGGACAACCACUUGGUAGAGUGGCACAGGAUGCCUACCACCCAGGAAACUGACGGCUUCCAGGUGAAGAGACCUGGAGAUUCAAGUGUAAAAUGCACUUUACUACUCAUGCUUGAUCACCAGCCACCUCAAUAUAAACUGGACCCCAGGUUGGCCCGACUGUUAGGCGUCCACACUCAGACACGUGCCAGCAUCAUGCAGGCUCUGUGGCUCUACAUCAAGGUCAACCAGCUGCAGGACAGCCAGGAGAAGGAGUACAUUAACUGCAACCACUAUUUGAGACAGAUUUUUGUCUGUCCUCGUCUGAGAUUUACUGAAAUUCCCAUGAAGCUGGCUGGGCUACUGCAGCAUCCUGACCCCAUAAUCAUCCAUCAUAUCAUCAGUGUUGACCCUAAUGACCUCAAGAAGACCGCAUGCUAUGACAUUGAUGUGGAGGUGGACGACCCGCUCAAAGUUCAGAUGAACAGCUUCCUGUCCUCUGCAACUAAUCAGCAGGAGUUUGCUACUCUUGAGAUGAAGAUCCAUGAAACCAUAGAGUCUAUCAACCAUCUGAAGACUCAGAGAGACUUCAUGUUGAGCUUCAGUAACAACCCCCAAGACUUCAUCCAGGAUUGGCUCAAGUCCCAAAGCCGAGACCUUAAGCUGAUGAUGGAUGUUGCAGGGAACCCAGAGGAGGAGAGGCGGACAGAAUUUUACCACGCCCCGUGGGUUCCUGAGGCUGUGGGCAGAUACGUUAGCGCAAAGGUGCAGCAAAGAAGACAAGAAUUGGAGCAGGUCCUGGGAAUACGGCUCACUUGAGCCUUCACAAUCAUAGAUCUGCAUGUCAUCCACAGAAAUGGAACCGGCUAGGAUCUUAAUGUUUACUCACAUCCUGACACACCAAAAGACACCAAUGGGUUAUAAUGGCUGAGGUGUAGGGUCAAAUGUAAGUCUUCAUCGCACACAUUAUGUAACAUAAUACAUUUGCAUCUGCUUUUUCUUUAUCUAAUUUUGUCUACUGUCCACCUCCAAACCCAAAGUGUGUCCACAGCUGAGGGGCCAGCCAAGCCCCUAUAUAGAUUUCACUAAGGGAAAAUGGGACAUCCCCGAUGCUGUUGGUACACUGCAUCAAUAAAGAAGGGGCUGUGCCCUCAAUUAGUUUGACAUGGCCUAUCUGAAUUUGAAAAAAUCAUCACAAAAACAUUUAGCUUGAAAUUAACACCUAACUAACACACAACUUAAAUGUUCACAGCCAUGUCCGAUGUAGAUAUUUUCAUCCUUUGCCGUUGUGCAGUGUAGAAAAUGCAAAUAUCUUGUUAGUUUCUUUGUAAAUAUUGCAUGUGAAUGUGUCACUGUGCAGGUAGUUGCAUUGUCCAGGCCAAAAACAAAAACAAAACUUUUACUGUCAAGUCAGCUAGUUGUUCUCUUAAUCAAA